Molecule: messenger RNA, 1354 nt
Organism: Striga asiatica
Lineage: Eukaryota; Viridiplantae; Streptophyta; Magnoliopsida; Lamiales; Orobanchaceae
Source: the annotation of a GenBank genome assembly
CGCAAUCUUGGGGCGGGAAAUAAACUGCUCACAUUCCCCUUUUUAAUUGCGCCUGCAUGUUUUUUUCCUCUUUUCAAACAUGAAUACUAUAAUAUUAAGCUUGUGGGCCUCUUUAGUCUUUACCACCCAACAGCCCCUGGUUUUUUCGCACAUCCUAUAUAAAUCUGCGUCCUCUGUUCUGCACCUUUUUCCUUAACCCCACAAACAACAAAUUUUCUUUGUCUGACAUUUCAUCGAACAGCUAUCGGGUCUUUGUUCCCAAUUCGUUUUUAUCAUCAAUAUUUUUCUUUCUUGCUUCAGAUCCGUUGUUUCCGGGUCACAACGCAUACGGACAAACCCUUUUGCAUGCCGGAGAAAAAAGAUCGAGUCUUGUUCAUAAUUUUUGGAGAAAAUAAAACAGGGGCGAACAAGUUUGGCUUUUUAUUUUUUUGAAAAAAAAUAAAGAAAAAAAUUGUUUUUUCUUUUGAUCAUGUUAGUAGAAGCUGCGAAUUUGGUGGAGAGGUUCAAGAGGCAAGAUAAGGUUAGGAGUGUUCAUAAUAAGGUUGUAAAGAAGAAAAGAUGUCGGAGAAAGGUUAGGAUUCAGCUGAGGGAGCCUGCGAGGAUAGCUUCCACGACUUUACAGGAGCUUUUUGAUUGCUGUAAACACGCUUUUAAAGGGCCUGGGACUGUUCCGUCACCUGUCGACGUGCAAAAGCUGCAACUUAUUAUCGACUGUAUGAAGCCAGAAGAUGUUGGGCUCAGUAAAGACCUUCAAUUCUUCAAACCUAAGCCUGAAGUUGAAGGGACUACACCAAGAGUCACCUCAGCCACCAUACACAAAUGUCAAAACUUUGAGUUGUGCAUUUUCUUUAUUCCUGCAAAAGGCGUCAUACCUCUUCACAACCACCCGGAAAUGACCGUUUUUAGCAAGCUUCUCUUAGGGACAAUGCACAUAAAGGCAUAUGAUUGGGUUUUUGAUACUCCCAAUAAAUUCGAUGAUCGAUCGACCAUUCCAUCCAAAUUGAGACUGGCGAAGCUAAAGGCCAACAAGACAUUCACGGCCCCAUGUGAUACUUCGGUUUUGUAUCCGACUUCGGGAGGAAAUAUUCACGAAUUUAGAGCAUUAACGCCUUGUGCAGUGUUGGAUGUGAUCGGACCUCCUUAUUCCAAAGAAGAUGGUCGUGAUGGUUCGUUUUAUAAAGAGGCUACAUAUGAUACUUUAUCGGAUGUUGAAGAAUGUACGAAGAAGGUUGAGGUUGUUGGAGGCUGUUAUAGAUGGCUCGAGGAAAUUGAGAUCCCGAAAGAAUCGAAGAUGGAUGGCAUUAGUGCGCGCAGGUAUUGGCAGGAAAGGAAGGAAAUGAGAGAUAGCAAAUAG